This is a messenger RNA of Nerophis lumbriciformis (worm pipefish), 3999 nucleotides long. It is a transcript of the gene ptpn12, whose product is annotated as protein tyrosine phosphatase non-receptor type 12. Gene Ontology annotation, cellular component: nucleus; cytoplasm. The record is from RefSeq and is a predicted model, not a curated record. Lineage: Eukaryota; Metazoa; Chordata; Actinopteri; Syngnathiformes; Syngnathidae. Gene Ontology annotation, biological process: protein dephosphorylation. Gene Ontology annotation, molecular function: non-membrane spanning protein tyrosine phosphatase activity.
UGUGGACACCGACUCACGGAGCGAGACUAGGGAGGGGUACUUCAAUUUAUCUCUCUUUUUUACCUCUUAAUCCUUUAUUUUCAUUUGGUUUCAAUCCAAAAUUUCAUACUUUACGAUACGCAACCGUUGUAAACUUGAUUACAUACUGACCGCUGCCUUCCCCCCUUGGGACUAAUAAGCAUUUGUGAAAAGAAGCCAGAAGAAAGGAGAAGAAACAAGAUGGAGCGAUAAAUAAUAGGAAUUAUUAAAAAAAAAGAAUAAAGGAAGGCUUAUGAACCGACGAUGAGUCCUUGGGAGGAUCCGUGAAGCAUAUUUAUUUUUUUAUUUAUCCCCCAUCCUGCUUCCUUUUGUCUUUUUGCCUUUUCCCACCUCCGUGCUACUUUAAGGACGUUGUUUUCACGGUUAGCGGGACAUCUUCCCAGAAGGAGCGUGAUGGCCCAAGCGGACAUCCUGACAAAGUUUAUCCAGGGCGUGAAAGCCAUGACGGAGGGGGACGACGAGAGGGGAGAGGACAACUUCGGCAGCGACUUUAUGCGUCUGCGGCGACUAUCCACAAAGUACCGCACGGAAAAGAUCUACCCGACCAAUGUAGGAGAAUGCGAGGACAAUGUCAAGAAGAACCGGUAUAAGGACAUACUGCCGUUUGAUCACACUCGGGUGAAGCUGACGUUAAAAACAACCAAUCAGGAUACAGAUUACAUCAAUGCCAAUUUCAUCAAGGGUAUGGAUGGCCCAGAGGCCUACAUUGCAACUCAGGGCCCGCUGCCCAACACAGUGGUGGACUUCUGGAGGAUGAACUGGGAGUACAAUGCAGCUGUUAUUGUGAUGGCCUGUCGAGAGUUUGAAAUGGGAAGGAAAAAAUGUGAGCGUUAUUUCCCUCUGCUCGGGGAGCCUGUCAGUUUCGGGCCUUUCAAAAUCUCUUGUGAAUCAGAGCAGGCCAGGACUGACUACUUCAUCCGCACUCUGCUGGUGGAGUAUGAGAAUGAAACGCGUAGAUUAACGCAGUUCCAUUACAUUAACUGGCCCGAUCACGACGUCCCCUCGUCGUUUGACUCCAUCCUGGACAUGAUAGGCCUAAUGAGAGAGUAUCAAGAGAACGACGACGUCCCUAUAUGUGUUCACUGCAGUGCGGGCUGUGGGAGGACGGGCGCCAUUUGUGCCAUUGACUACACAUGGAACCUCCUCAAGGCUGGGAAAAUUCCAGAAGAUUUCAACGUGUUCCGAUUGAUCCAAGAAAUGAGGACUCAGCGCCACUCGGCUGUUCAGACCAAGGAGCAGUAUGAGUUAGUCCACAGAGCAAUAGCGCAACUCUUUACCAAACAACUGCAGCUAUUGGAGAGCUCCACCAACGUGCAGAUACAUGAUGUUAUGGAUGAAAGCAGUCCAGACAAAGCAGGCCACCAGUCAGAUGAUGAGCGAUGGGACACGCCUCCCCCGAAACCACCUCGCAUACGCAGUACACAGGUGGAGGGCGACGUCAAAGAGGAAAUCCUGCAGCCCCCCGAGCCUCAUCCAGUGCCCCCCAUACUGACCCCGUCCCCGCCAUCAGCCUUCCCCACGGUCACCAGCGUUCGCCAGGACAACGACCGCUACCACCCCAAACCUGUCAUACACGUCCUGGCUACUGCACAACAGAACGUGACACAGAAUGAAGGUGUACAGCAGGGGAAGAACAUAUCAGAAGCCACUCAUAACACUCAGACCAGCCAAUCACAACCAAAAGACCAAAAGCAGCAGACCCAGAUCUCCAAUUUAGAUCUAAAUGAAAACUACAACAACAAAGUUCCUACGACGACGACAAAGUCAGAAUCGGGCCAAAGCCUGACUUCCUGCUCCCCUCAGUCGCCAGCUGCCGAGUGCUGCGGCGCGCCACGCAUCGAGAGGAAGCUCAGCAUUGAGAUUAAGAAGGUGCCUUUGCAGGAAGGACUUCGUAGUUUUGACACUUCCUCUUCAGUGGGAGUAGGCGGCGGUGGCGGCUCAUCCAACAGUGGGGGGACGCUGCAGAGAAGCCACGCUUUCAAGGCCCGCUCUGGACACUCCCUGCUCACCUCCAGCUCCUCCCUGUCCGAGGACUCGGGGACAGAGGUGGGAGUGGGCGGUUUGGAAGUAGGAGCACUCGCCAGACCCAACCACCUCCCAGUGAUGGGUGAAAAAGUGGAGCUAAAAGGCAGCCAGGCGACUUGGACUCAACCCUGCAGUAGCCCGGAGAAAACUUUGCCAAAGACGUCCUCGUCCUCAUCCUUUUCUGAUCACGUGGCCCUGUCUUCCUCCUCUUCUUCCUCCUCCACUCCAGUUCGGACUGCCCUGAGCUUCACCAAUCCGCUGCACUCGGACAACUCGGAUGAUGAACAGGGCGAUGGAGAGAUGUUCGCAGCGGGCAAAGAGGGCUGUCACAUCAGCGUCUCAACGGCGACGGUUAAGUCUCUUCACUUUGGGGACCACCAGCUGGUGCGAAAGGUUUCACCCAUGUCCAUCGCCGGGCAGAGCUCCUCGUCGCCCACUUUGGCCAUUGCAAACUGCUCGGACAGUGACGACUCCCCUCCCCCCCUCCCAGAGAGGACCCCCGAGUCCUUCAUACUGGCCACAGACCCUCUUGAAGUGCGGACAUCAACCUCAGCCGAGUGGACUGGUUCACACAAAGCAGAUAAGUGUGAGUGUGUGAAGAAAAGAGCUGAGUCAGCAUCAGCUGAUAUCAAAGCAGACCUCGGUGGGGUUCGGUAACUGCUACAUUUCACCCGAGGGCCCUCAACUACCCCCCCUGGUGGACACCAACAAUGUCGUUCCCUUUGGAGACGGACCAAGAUCUCACCCGGCUGGUUCCAAACCAAGCUGACAAGGCACCAAGAGAGCCUCGUUCUGCUCCUCCACACACACAGCAAGAAGGACUGAAAGUCUUGUUGGUUAGCUGCCAUGUGGGACCAGUCUGCUUCUUGUUGACAGUAAAUAAGGACGUCCUUAUCUUUGACCAAAUGUAGACAUUGUAACUGGAAGAAAGAUGAGCUCUUCUUUCUUUCUGCUAUAUUUCUAAGGAGCAUAUAAACGGAAAGACUAGAGUGUCUGUUGUGUUCGCUUCAGUACUUAUAUGCUGACCUCUGUUUUUUCCACCACUGUCUUAUAAAGUGACAGUUUGGUUUUUGGCAGCAGUUCUAAAGUUUCCAUCUUUUGUUCAUAAGUUCAGAAAUCACAAUGUUUAUGUUUUAUUUAUGUAUUAAACUAUACGCAAGUUAUCAACAAGGAGCAAACAAGUCACCUCUCAGACUCUGAUCCUCACUGCUGCGACUGUAAUCUGGCCCUAGUCUUGUUAUCUCGGUCAUCAUCAUUUUAAUGAGCAUCAUCCUUGUUUUGUUGUGUUUAUGUUGCACAUUAGAGUGAGACUCUUAAAUUCUUACUGGCUUUCUAUAUACUUGUAUCUUCUACUACAGUACUACUGUAGUACUACAGUACAUCAUUUUUUAUAAUUGUACAGCUCAGUUCGCAUCUAUUUUCUUUUCUUUUAACAGAUAAUGUAAGAAAGAUGUUUCCCAUCAAAUUGUAAAUUAUUAUUUUAGGGUUAUUUUGUUGAAUUAUAUGCUUAAAAAGGAAGAUUGUUUUAAUUGGUUGACUGCCAUUUGGGCUCUGUUCAAGACUGUAAUAUUAAUGUUAAUGAUAAUAAUAUUUUUUCCUCUCUUGUAAAUGCUAUUUUAAAGCUUAUUUUUGUAUGCACAGUUUUGUUGCUUUAUGUCUAAUUAUCUCCAUCCAAUCACUACAUAGUUUCACUUCUUAAACAACUGCCUUCUAUUUAUCCUUUCUUGACCUGUUCUAUGUUUAUCCAUCAGACACAGUAUGCACACUCCAUCUCAGAACGAGCCCACCUGUGCCUUUUUAAGAGAACGCUUUCAUAAGACCACACCCCUAUUCAUAACUCCCCCUUUCAGUUGUCUUCUUGUCUCCCAUCAAACACACACACAUUGUGUGUAUGUUGCAGAAAUCAAUCAGUAAAAUGAACGUUAUAUGAACAAA